GGGCUGGGGCGCGCGGCUGCCCGGAGGCGCGCAGGAGGGCAAGACUGGGGAAGGGGGAGUGUCUGGCCGCCACCGCCGCCGCCGCCACGGCUGCUGCCGCCCCGACUGAGGAGUUCGCUGAAGCCCUUUCCUCAGACCUGGCCCGUCUUCCCGCCCGGACACCCGGCGCUGGGCGCACUUACCGCUCUGACGGUACAGAAGAGGGAGUUGCCUCAGACUGUGGAGCGGCGGGGACGGCCCCAUCCCCCCUUCCCCUCCCUGACCCGUUCUCGCCAUCGCCCCGGUCAUGGGGAACGCGUCGACCGCCAAGAAAGGCAGCGAGGUGGAGAGCGUGAAAGAGUUUCUAGCCAAAGCCAAAGAAGACUUUCUGAAAAAAUGGGAGAAUCCUCCUCCGAAUAAUGCUGGGCUCGAGGAUUUUGAAAGGAAAAAAACCCUUGGAACAGGUUCAUUUGGAAGAGUCAUGUUGGUGAAACAUAAAGCCACUGAACAGUAUUAUGCCAUGAAGAUCUUAGAUAAGCAGAAGGUUGUUAAACUGAAGCAAAUAGAGCAUACUUUGAAUGAGAAAAGAAUAUUACAGGCAGUGAAUUUUCCUUUUCUUGUUCGUCUGGAGUACUCCUUUAAGGAUAAUUCUAAUUUAUACAUGGUUAUGGAAUAUGUCCCUGGGGGUGAAAUGUUUUCACAUCUAAGAAGAAUUGGAAGGUUCAGUGAACCCCAUGCUCGGUUCUAUGCAGCUCAGAUAGUGCUAACAUUCGAGUACCUUCAUUCUCUAGACCUCAUCUACAGAGAUCUAAAACCUGAAAAUCUCUUAAUUGACCAUCAAGGUUAUAUCCAGGUCACAGACUUUGGAUUUGCCAAAAGAGUUAAAGGCAGAACCUGGACAUUAUGUGGCACUCCAGAGUAUUUGGCUCCAGAAAUAAUCCUCAGCAAGGGCUACAAUAAGGCAGUGGAUUGGUGGGCGUUAGGAGUGCUAAUCUAUGAAAUGGCAGCUGGCUACCCCCCAUUCUUUGCAGACCAGCCAAUUCAGAUUUAUGAAAAGAUUGUUUCCGGAAAGGUCCGAUUCCCAUCCCACUUCAGUUCAGAUCUCAAGGACCUUCUAAGGAACCUGCUGCAGGUGGAUUUGACGAAGCGAUUUGGAAAUCUAAAGAAUGGUGUGAGUGAUAUAAAAACUCACAAGUGGUUUGCCACAACAGAUUGGAUUGCUAUUUAUCAGAGGAAGGUUGAAGCUCCAUUCAUACCAAAGUUCAGAGGCUCUGGAGAUACCAGCAACUUUGACGAUUAUGAAGAAGAAGAUAUCCGUGUCUCUAUAACAGAAAAAUGUGGAAAAGAAUUUGGAGAAUUUUAGAGAGGAACAAGAUGACAUCAGAGCUCACACUCAGUCUUUGCACUCUGUUGAGAGUUAAGGUGGAGCUGAAACCAUCCUUGUUGAAGCAGUUACCUAGUUCCUUCAUUCCAACAACUGAGUGAGGUCUUUAUUGCCAUCAUCCGUGUGUGCACUCUGCAUCCACCUAUGUAACAAGGCACCGCUAAGCAAGCAUUGUCUGUGCCAUAACACAGUACUAGACCACUUUCCUACUUCUCUUUGGUUUGUCUUUCUCCUCUCCUCCUACAUCCAUUUCUUCCUUUUUCAUUUUCAUUCGUUUUUCUCUACACACUGAUCCAUUUUAUUUUAUUGGUGUUUCAGACAGGCAGUGUUAUGACUAUGUGAUAUUUGAAGAAAAGGAUAAGUGUUGCUUUUAGUAGUUCUUGCCAGUAUUUUUGUUGGUCAUUGGCUUGAUGAUAAACUUUGUAGUAACUGGUUUUACUUUGAGUAGCUCAGAUUCAGUUUUGCCAAAACUCUUGACAAUUUUUGAAGAUAAAAUCGGCAAGGAAAAUUAAUUAAGACAAUAACUUCCUUGGAAUUCACUCUUCUGACAAUAAAUUUGGAUAUACUACUACAGAGUAGCUAAACCCAACAAUGUGGAUUCCCUUUGACUCCUUUUAUAUCAUCUUCCCCUUGAGUAAUUAAGUGACCAACCUGUGCAAAGUGACAAAUAUGUCUCAUACAGCAGGAAAAACUAAUAAUAUGGAUCAUCACCCAGAUUCUCUCACUUGGUACCAGCAUUUCUGUAGGUAUUAGAGAAGAUUUCUAAGGUUUAUAAACCUUAACUAAGGAUUUUAGCCAGUAUUUUAAUAGAACAUUAAUGAAAGAGACAAAUUUUAAAGUUUCUCAAAUAGUCCUUAUUGUAAACUUUUUAAAGGAAAAGAAGCAAACUAAAAAGAACAUUGGUUUGGAUACUUUGCUAAGCCAAAUAGAUGGUUUGAUUCUUGCAAACAGUAUAGAGGUACUCUUAUUUAAAUGAAGUUUUAUUCUUUGUUUUGUUAUGUAACAGUUAACAAAAGAAGUUGUUACCAGUUUAUUUUUAUGGUGUACUAUAUGUAAGCCUAAGGUAGGAGCACUGUUGCAACUUCUGCUUUCAUCCCAUGCCUCAUUAAUGAGGAAAGAUUAAUGAGGAAAGAUUUAUAAAACUGCCACUAUUGUAUUUUAAUUUUGAGGUGUAAUAUUUUUAGAUAUGUCAUAAUUUCUAACCUCUUUUCUCUCAGUAAACAGAAUGUAUGAUCAUGCAGAUAGAAUUUUAGUAUUUGAGUUUAGUUUUUUUUAGUACUUUGCCAACUGACAAUAACAUUACUGUCAUGCGAAAAUUUCAAGCAUUUUUGCACAUUCAAUUCAGGGCUUGUUGAGAAUCCAUGGCUUAACUCGGUUUCUUUACUUUUUUUUUCUUUGCUUUUAAUUUUCCCCAUCUGGUUUUAUUUCUGCAUCUCAGUGACCUAUCUUAAAACACACCAAAAUAGUUUAAAAUAAACUACAUUAUUUUUUAUGAUCAAUUUACAUGCAUAUAAAAUGAAUUGUUUUUAAUCAAACUGAUCUUAAUGUAUAUAACUAUUCUGUUUGCUUCAUUAUUGGUGCAGGUAGGUCACUGUCACUGUUCUUUCAAUAUAUACCACACCCUUGUAAAACCUUUGAAGACAUUGAAAAAUCUUGUCUGAGUUGUUCUCUCCACCAAUAUCUUAUGUCUUUUGGUUGUCAAGUGUUUCUGCAUGGUAAUGUCACAUAAAGGCUGAUAAUAACUUCAGUUGGUCCACCUAUAUUUAAAACAUGCAAGAAAUUUUUGAAAUAUUCUGCUGUAGCAAGUUUUAUGUAACAAAGGUUUAUCGUCAUGUUAAUAAACAAAACAUCAUUUGUAUAAAAUAUUUUAAUUAAUUUUAAAAAUUUCAUUUAGACUUGAGAACAUGCUGAUCAUUGUAUUCUAUAUGUAUGCUACAAAUUCUAUGGUAGCUUUGUUGUAUAUUAUUGUAAAAUUAUUUUAAUAAAUCAUGGGGAUGACAAUUUGAUUAUUACAAUUUAGUUUUCAGUAAUCGAAAAGAUUUCUAUGAAUUCUAAAAACUAUUUUUCUCUAUAAAAUUACUAGUGCCCAGCUAUAGAACCUACCUAGGUAGAUGACCCGUAGGCAUAUUUGGUUUUAAGGGCUAUUCAGCCAUUCCGCUUUACUCUCUAAAGGACAUGAGCAAGCUUUCAAAUAUGUCAAGGGAGUCUGUUUCCAACCCAUCAAGUACACUGAAUUAGAAUAUUUUAAAAGUGUAUAAAAUUCCCAAUUCAGUCACAAUUUAGCCAAGAGCAAGAUAAAAACUUGAAUUAAAAAAUGUGGCAUAAAUCAGUAUUUAACCUCAAGUGAUAUUAUUUGAAGAAGAAGAAAUUAUGUUUUUGCUCAGUAAAUAAUUAAGAGAUGGCAUUGUAUAGGAAGGAGCCGUAGACUGAAAGUCAAGAUCUCUGAAUUUCAGGCCAGAAAACUGUCUGUAUGACCUUGGCCUCAGUUCUCUUAUCUUAUCUGUAAAAUGGAAGAGUUGGAUUAGGCAGUUUCGAAGGUCCUUCUAAGUUUCACAUGUUAUGGCAAGAUUCUCUUUUUAUCUGAUAUUUUGAAGGAAUAUCGUGCUUUGAAAUAUGUCUCAGUAAGGUGAUCUAUUUUAGGGCAUCUUUCUUCUUAUCUCUGCCAGUGUUCUUACAGUUCUUUGAAUAUCAUGAGAACCUCAUGUCUGUCCUGAUUCCUUCCUCAUUCACUGAUGCUAAAUACUCAUUUGAUAUAAAGCUGUCAAAUUACCAAAAAAGAUACUGCGGCUUAUGGGUAUUGCUGUCUUGUUUUUGGUGUGUUUUUGUAUUGACUGCCCAUUGGCCUGAAAAUUCUCAUUGUAAGCCUGAAAAAAAAAAAUCAUUUUCCUUUCUGACUGACUACUUUUUCUGCUUGUUGUAAGAAUCAAAUGAAAUAAUGUAUGUGAAAGCACCUUGUAUACUGUAACCUAUCAAUGUAAAAUGUUGAGGUGUGUUGUUAUUUCGUUAAUUAUUUCUUUGUUUAGAAUGGAAUUUCCUAUGCACUAUUGUAGCUAGGAAAUGCUGAAAACAAUUGUGUUUUUUAAUUAAUCAAU
Molecule: messenger RNA, 4455 nt
Organism: Cynocephalus volans (Philippine flying lemur)
Lineage: Eukaryota; Metazoa; Chordata; Mammalia; Dermoptera; Cynocephalidae
Gene: PRKACB
Product: protein kinase cAMP-activated catalytic subunit beta
Exons: 10
Coding region: 287-1342 (351 amino acids)
Biological process (GO): protein phosphorylation
Cellular component (GO): nucleus
Molecular function (GO): ATP binding; protein serine/threonine kinase activity
Source: RefSeq, a predicted model, not a curated record